AUGACUAUCGACAAGAGCAAGACACAUAAAGCCGCCCUUCUCUAUGGCGCCAAAUCGCUCAAACUCACUACGGUAGACACUCCCCCGCUGGGGAGCCACGAGGUGCAGGUCGCACCAAAAGCCACGGGCAUCUGCGGGACAGACAUGCACUACUAUCAGAACGGACGCAACGGCAUCUACACGAUAGAGAGCCCGCUAGUCCUGGGCCACGAAGCCGCCGGAGAGGUGGUGGCGGUCGGCAGCGAUGUGCACGGGCUGAAGCCUGGCGACCGAGUCGCCGUCGAGCCGCAGCUCGCGUGCUUCGUCUGUCCCAAGUGCCGGCUCGGCCAGUACAACAUGUGCUCGAGCAUGAGAUUCCUAGGCUCAGCCAGCGCCAGGCCGCCGGCCAGUGGCUCGCUGCAGCAGCUGUACAACCACCCAGCGAGCCUGGUGUACAGGCUACCCGACUCGCUCAGCUAUCUCGAGGGUGCCAUGGUGGAGCCGCUCUCCGUCGCCAUCCACUCGGUCAGGAAGGCGAGGCUCCAGGCCGGCCAGACGGUGCUGAUCACUGGCGCCGGGGCCAUCGGGCUGCUCUGCGCCAGCGUCGCCAGGAUAUCGGGCGCCUUGAGAAUCGCCAUGGUAGACGUCGACGGGACGCGGCUCGAGUUCGCCAAGGCCCAGGGACUCGCCGACGCGACCAUGCUGAUACCCUUUGGCGGCAAUGAGGGCGAGACUUCGAUUGAGUUCUCGACCAGGAUGGCCAAGGAACUCUCAUCGUCCGAGGCUGGCAUGCGGCCGGCGGACGUGGCUUUCGAGUGCAGCGGUGUGGAGAGCUGCCUGAACCUGUGCGUCGCAUCCGAAUCCGGUCGAUUUGGAUUGCAGAUAUGUGGAAUCAAGGCCAAUCCGGUGUCAUCAAUGAAAAGAUACUUGGAAGUGAUCUAUGGGGGGUACUCAACUGUUAGACGCUGCUUGCCUAUCAAACUUGCCUACGCCCCUACUGACUGGAUACACAGCUCUUUGUUGGCUUUGAACCACCCACGCUUACUCCGAUCGCUGGUUCUGCUCGACCCAGUUAUCCAAGAGCGCAACGGAAGCAUCUCUCCAGCAAAAGCAUCUACGCCUCGUCGAGACAUCUGGCCAUCUAGGCAGACUGCGGCAGCAAGAUUUAAUGGCGGAAAGUUCUUUCAGACUUGGGAUCCACGGGUGCUGGACCGCUGGAUUGAGUACGGCCUCCGUCGAGGUCCGACCGAACUUUACCCACGUGGACAUCUUGACAAUGACGACGGCGUAACGUUAACCACCUCGAAACAUCAGGAACUUUUCACAUUCCUUCGGCCUACCUACCGGCACAGCCCUGGCGAGAAGUACGUUGACAAAGAUCCUGUUUCAGAUGAAGAGUACCCUGGAUAUCCAUUUUACCGACCUGAACCACUUCAGGUCUUCCGUCGCCUGCCGGAAAUGCGCCCUAGUGUGCUCUAUAUCUUCGGGGGUAGCUCAGAGCUUUCACGCUCACAGCAGCGUGAAAAGAAGAUGGUACAGACGGGUGUAGGUGUUGGUGGUAGUGGUGGUGCUGUUGCCGGUCGUGUCAAGGAGGUGGUUCUUGAUUGUGGCCAUCUCGUAGCCAUGGAGAAGGUUUCGGAGUGUGCAGAUGCAAUCACUGCUUUUCUGGAGAGCGAACUGGAGUUAUGGAGAAAGGAAAAGCGGGAAUUCGAGAGGUAUUGGAACAAGAAGAGCAGGCGGGAGCAGAUCACGAUCGACAAGGCCUGGGCUGAUAACAUUGAUCCGAGUAUGAAGCCUUCAGGCCGUAACAAACUCUGA
This is a messenger RNA of Clonostachys solani, 1797 nucleotides long. Lineage: Eukaryota; Fungi; Ascomycota; Sordariomycetes; Hypocreales; Bionectriaceae. The record is from the annotation of a GenBank genome assembly.